Molecule: messenger RNA, 2261 nt
Organism: Cheilinus undulatus (humphead wrasse)
Lineage: Eukaryota; Metazoa; Chordata; Actinopteri; Labriformes; Labridae
Gene: slc25a48
Product: solute carrier family 25 member 48
Exons: 7
Coding region: 176-1129 (317 amino acids)
Biological process (GO): transmembrane transport
Cellular component (GO): mitochondrion
Molecular function (GO): transmembrane transporter activity
Source: RefSeq, a predicted model, not a curated record
UCUUAUUCUUUCUCCAGAGACGGAUCUAACCACUACUCCAUCAAUAAACACGGAUUCUGGGUGAUUUCCUUCUUCUUUCGCUCCAUUUGGGGAUUUUUACUGGUUUUGUUUCCGUUUCUGGUGUUUUCUGACUGAUGAGAAGAAGUCGGCUUAAGUUUGAAGCUCUGGAUUGAAGAUGCAGAACUCUAAAAGCUUUAUGUUGGAUGAUUUUCUAGCAGGAUGGAUCGGAGGAGCCUCCAGUGUGGUUGUCGGCCAUCCGCUGGACACAGUGAAGACGCGGCUGCAGGCGGGAAAAGGCUACAAGAACACUCUCCACUGUGUCCUCACCAUCUACAGGAAAGAAACGGUCACCGGGUUUUUUAAGGGCAUGUCUUUCCCUCUGGCCAGCAUCACCGUCUACAACUCUGUGGUGUUUGGCUUCUUCAGUAACACUCAGAGACUUAUUAGCAAGUAUCGCUAUGGGAAUGAGCUGCAUCCGUGCGGUAUGCUGGACCUGACAGUGGCCAGCAUGCUGACCGGACUGAUGUCAGUGGGACUGGGAGCCCCUGUCGAUCUGGUGAAGAUCAGGCUGCAGAUGCAGACGCAGAAUCUUCUAGCAGAGAACUUGCACCUGGCUGGUAAUGUAUCUAACGGCACCACCGACAUCCCUCUGCGCUCCGUCGACAUCCCCAGCCAGAGACUCUACAGGGGCCCCAUCCACUGCAUCAGCAGCAUCCUGCAGACCGAGGGCCUGCAGGGUCUGUACAGGGGGGCGGGGGCCAUGAUCCUCAGGGACGUUCCUGGAUACAUGCUCUACUUCAUCCCUUACACCAUCUUCUGUGACCUGCUGAAGCCGGACGCCACGUCGACCCCGCACCCCUGCUCCAUCUGGCUGGCUGGAGGACUAGCAGGGUCUAUUUCCUGGGUCACGGCCACUCCGGCUGAUGUGGUGAAGAGUCGAAUGCAGGCCGAUGCUCAGCUGCAGAGGAAGUACAAGGGAAUCUUACACUGCAUCAUCGACAGCUACAAAACAGAGGGAGCACAGGUUUUCUUCCGUGGAGCAUCGGUCAAUGCCAUCCGAGGCUUCCCCAUGAGCGCCACCAUGUUUCUGACGUAUGAACUCUCCCUGCAGUUCUUCAGGAGCUUCUAGGACCAGGAAACCUUGUUAGCUAUGAACGGAACCACUCUCAGUUUUAAACAAAAAAGACCCCAGUUACUUAAAGACAUGAGAUUCAGAGCGGUCCUCUCCAUCCAUGAGGCGUCUGCUCUGAGAAGAUGCUGAUUUGCACCGGACACACUAGAGCCUUAAAACAUGAACCCUGAUGACCAUCUCGUCUCAUGAAGACUGAAGGAUCAACGAUGUGAGGGAGCUAUGAAGCAGCGCCGUCUAGUUUGGGAUCAUAUUUAGAGGAAGAGACCUUAAAAGUCUUAACAGAGACUGUUUUCCUCUGAGCACUCAGAAAAGAAGGUUUUAUAAGCUCUUAAAACACAGCACUGAUUUGGUGACUUGGUGGGCUGAGAUCCAGCAGAAUUUGUUAUGGGAAAGAAGCUUUAGAUUUAUACACGGAUUAUUUCAGCCCCUGUAACGGGUCAUUGGCAUCGUCCAAGUCAACACAAGCAAUAUCCAAUAUUAGCUGAGUUAUUUUCCCUUGGUGUGUGACCAGAAAAUCAACAAAUCGAUGCUUUUUUAAAUUUUUUUUUUCAAUUAUUCACAAAAGGGAAUAAUGCACUUUGAUAUUUGUUUUAUAAAGUUGAAUUGAUGCUGAGAAAACAGAUUUAUAUUGUUCUAAAAAGAUGGAACAUUUUUAACACAACAGCAGGGCUGGAAAAAAUUUUUUGCCCGUUCUCAUUUUGCUUCUUUACUUUCAAGUUAAUUUUUGCACAUGAUAUUCAAAAUACAAAGUGUUUAAAAUGUAUAAGAAAUAUAAUUUUAUGUGUCUAAUUGCAGUUAUAGAAACUUUUAUGGAUGUCCUGAUCAGGUUUUUUUAAUCACCUGUUGUUGAGAUCAGCAGAUACCAAUCAUAUUUUGUUUUUUCUUGCUACCAGCUGGUUUAACAGUUUGUCUACUUAGCUUUGUAAUGUACUGAUGCCUCCUGUAGAUGGCAGCAUAAUCUGGUAAAAGGAGCACGGAAGUCAUUCUUAUUCAUUUAACCUCAGUUUAUCUCAGAAUUUUUACUUUAAUCUCAGGAUUCUGACUUUAAUGUCAGAACUUGGACUUUAAUCUCAGAAUUCUGAUUUAAUCUCAGAAUUCUGAUUUAAUCUCAGAAUUCUGUCUUACAUCU